Molecule: messenger RNA, 1026 nt
Organism: Cucurbitaria berberidis CBS 394.84
Lineage: Eukaryota; Fungi; Ascomycota; Dothideomycetes; Pleosporales; Cucurbitariaceae
Product: cell division control protein-like protein 10
Exons: 4
Coding region: 1-1026 (341 amino acids)
Biological process (GO): cytoskeleton-dependent cytokinesis
Cellular component (GO): septin complex; septin ring; cell division site
Molecular function (GO): GTP binding; molecular adaptor activity; GTPase activity
Source: RefSeq, a predicted model, not a curated record
AUGGCUGCCUCGUACCAAAAUCCGGCUCAAGCUGUGUUCCCGGACAGCUAUGUCGGUUUCGACACCAUCACCAAGCAGAUUGAGAGGAAGUCGGUCAAGCGAGGCUUCCAGUUCAACGUCAUCUGCGUCGGCCAGACAGGUCUCGGCAAGUCGACGCUCAUCAACACCAUCUUUGCCUCGCACCUCAUGGACAGCAAGGGCCGCUUCCUGCCCGACGAGGAGGUACGCUCCACGACCAAUAUCCACCCCGUUUCGCACAUCAUUGAGGAAAACGGUGUGCGUCUCCGCCUGAACAUCGUCGACACGCCCGGCUACGGCGAUCUGAUCAACAACGAGCGCUGCUGGGACCCCAUCGUCAAGUACAUCAAGGACCAGCACAGUGCCUACCUCCGCAAGGAGCUGACGGCGCAGCGUGAGAGGUACCUCCAGGACACGCGCAUUCACUGCUGCUUGUUCUUCAUCCAGCCCUCCGGCCACGCUCUCAAGCCCAUCGACAUUGUUGUGCUCAAGAAGCUGAGCGAGUUUGUCAACGUUGUGCCUGUUAUUGCCAAGAGCGACAGCUUGACCCUGGAGGAGCGUGCUGAGUUCAAGCAGCGGAUAAAGGAGGAGUUCCAGUUCCACAACCUGCGCAUGUACCCGUACGACAAUGAGGAGGAUGACAACGAGGAGGUUGCGCUGAAGACUUCCAUCAAGGAGCUCAUGCCUUUUGCUGUUGUCGGCUCUGAGAGGACUGUUGUUGUCAACGGCAGGAACGUCCGUGGCCGCCAGAACAAGUGGGGCAUCAUCAAUGUCGAGGAUGAGAACCACUGUGAAUUCGUCUAUCUUCGCAACUUCUUGACGCGCACCCACCUCCAGGAUUUGAUCGAAACCACUGCGCAGAUCCACUACGAGUCCUUCCGUGCCAAGCAGCUUCUUGCACUCAAGGAGAGCUCCGCUGUUGGCGGCCACUCGUCCCGACCCAUCUCGCCCUCUGCCGACCGCGAGCUUAGCAGGAACAGCCAGCGCAUGACUAUGAACGGCUACUAG